AUGCCCGUCGCCUGCACCGAGUGUCGCGCCCAGCACCUCCGCUGUGACUUCAAGAAGCCAACCUGUUUGCGCUGUGCUGAUGCCCGGCUUGCCUGUGUUUAUCUGCCCUCGCGGCGUGGAGGUAGACGGAGGCCUCGAGCCGGUCAUGGUCGACACGAAGCUGAAGGACUCGUGAUGCCCAACACCACUGUCCACCCCCAUGAGGAUCGUUUGGCUCCUUCACCGGGUCCUGGCCAUGCUAGUGCUCCUGAAGACUCUCCCCAACCACCUCCAGUUGUUCCCGACGCCCGGCUAGUCUGCCUGUACUAUGAGCACUUCCACUCCGCCCAUCCGAUCCUCCUCCCGCCCCGUCUGUAUGAAGCCCGCAACUAUCCCCGGUAUCUGCAGCAGGUCGUCAAGUUCAUCGGCAGUCAGUACUCGGCUGUUCUGUCCAGCGACGCGCUUUCAGAAAUCACCGCGCUCGAAAUGAGCAGUAGCGUCGAAAGAACGCCCUGCAUGGUCCAGGCUCUCCUGCUCUACUCCAUCAUUCUAUACGCCCGCAACGAGCACCACCAAGCCGAGCUCUCCCUCUCCCGGGCAAUCGACAUCGCCCUGGAGCUGGGCAUGUACACCGGCACCCAGGAAGCAGGGCAUGAAGCAGAGAGCCUGCGCCGGACAUGGUGGGAGCUCUUCAUCGUCGAGGUCCACACUGCAGCCCUCACUCAGUCCCAGCCCCAACUGCGCUGCAGCCAAGUCCCAUACAACGUCCCGCUCCCAUGCGAGGACGCGCAGUAUGCAUCCCCGUCUCAAGACGCCAUUCCCAGCCCACCAAGCCUGGAGUCCUUCGGCAUGCGCUUCUUCACGGACGACUCCGACUCCGACAACGAGGACACAACGCCCGCGUACUCCUCCUACGCCUACCGCAUCGAAGCCGUUCGCAUCCUCGCGCGCACCCUCAUCCUCAACGCCCUCCCAGACCCCCAAGCCCACCCAGACCACCUGCAAGCCGUGGCAAACGCCAUCACCAGCUGGACGAACCACCUCCCACCAUACAAAGCCACCGUCAUGGACAUGUACGGGGCCAUCGACGAGAUGCUCUUCCAGGCCCACCUAACCAUCCACUACGCAGCCAUGCUCCUGCACCUCCCCCGCAGCAACCUGCGUCUAGGCCUGAACCUCCUAAACAGCAACAGCGCCAGCGACAGCAGCAGUGCAGGCGCCAGCGCGCGCGCCAGUGCCAUCUGCCCAAUCCUCCCAACAGCCCGCCCCUCCCCGUCCCUAACACGGCAAGUCCACGACGUCAUGGCCACCGAGGCCUCAAAGACACUUACAAGCCUCCUCUCCGUCCGCACAAGCGCAAGGGGAUACUCCCCCUUCACGGUCUCCAGCCUGGUCGUGUCGGGCCUCGUGCAGCUCGCGACGAGCGAGCUCCACCCGCCCGCCUGCGCCGACCACCACAAUAACCGCGUGCUCCUUGUGCUGGGGUGUCUGAAGCUGCUGAGGAGCAGCUGGGCGCUUGGGAGGGAGGCGCACCGGGUGCUUAGGCGGGCUGCGGCGCGGACGAUUGGGAGGGCUAAGGGGGUGGGGGGUUCGGAGAAAGGUCUUGGUUCUGGUGGUGGGAGUGGGAGUGGUACCUGGCUUGCGGCUACGCCUACCCCCGCAAAUCCGCUCUUGAUGUCGCCGGCUGUGGCGACGCCGAUGUUCUUGGGGCUGGCUGAAUUCGUGGAUCCGACCUGUGGCGAUCCGUUCCUGUUUGAGCGGGUGUCGGUGUUUGGAGGGGGUGAGCUGGGAUGA
Aspergillus mulundensis is the source of this 1773-nucleotide messenger RNA. RefSeq names its product putative Zn(II)2Cys6 transcription factor. The transcript has a single exon. Gene Ontology annotation, biological process: DNA-templated transcription; regulation of DNA-templated transcription. Bases 1 to 1773 code for a protein of 590 amino acids. NCBI's taxonomy places the organism in Eukaryota, Fungi, Ascomycota, Eurotiomycetes, Eurotiales, Aspergillaceae. The record is from RefSeq and is a predicted model, not a curated record. Gene Ontology annotation, molecular function: DNA binding; zinc ion binding; DNA-binding transcription factor activity, RNA polymerase II-specific.